Molecule: messenger RNA, 336 nt
Organism: Perkinsus marinus ATCC 50983
Lineage: Eukaryota; Perkinsozoa; Perkinsida; Perkinsidae
Product: 1-cys-glutaredoxin protein-1, putative
Exons: 4
Coding region: 1-336 (111 amino acids)
Molecular function (GO): disulfide oxidoreductase activity
Source: RefSeq, a predicted model, not a curated record
AUGUCGUACGAGGAGUUACUUCCUAAACUCGACGCCUUUGUGAAAGCCAAUAAAGUGGUCCUCUUUAUGAAGGGCGAUCCGGAAGCCCCAAAAUGUGGGUUCAGCAAGAAGGUCGUGGAGACGUUGCAAAAGGAGGGCGUGAAGUCGUUCGCCCAUAUGAAUAUCUUGGCUAAUGAUGUGCUGAGAGAGGGCGUGAAGAAAUAUUCAGAUUGGCCAACAUACCCUCAACUCUAUGUUGAUGGAGAGUUUGUCGGUGGCUGCGACAUCGUCCUUCAAAUGGCCGAGGACGGUGAACUCCACGAUCUCCUCCUCGAGAAGGGUGCCAUCACUGCUUAA